AUGGGCAAUUACAUCUCUUGUGCUUGCACUUUCAUCCCGCAGCCUUCCUUUAUAGACCGAAGGAGGUUGAGGGCGUUGCGGGUCGUGUUUCCCGGUGGGGAGAUCCGUCAGUUCCGUGAGCCAGUCAGUGCCGCUGAGCUCAUGCUCGACUGCCCGGGUUUCUUCCUGGCCAACUCCCGGUCCCUCCACGUGGGGCGGCGGUUCAGCCCUCUCGGGGCCGACGAGGAGCUCGAGCUCGGCAACGUCUAUAUCAUGUUCCCCAUGAAGAGGGCCAACUCCGUCAUCAUGGCCGUGGACAUGGCCGCGGUCUUCAUGGCUUCGAGCUCGGUCUCGAAGAAGAUCACCGGCGCCAGGGUUGGGGCCUUGCCGGAUGAGGCAAAUUCGAAAGAGGGUAAAGUGGCAGAAGCCGCCUGCAGUGCUCGUGAGCCUGUAAGAGAGGACGAGGCAGAGGGUGUUUUGGCGGUGGCAGCGCCGGAGUUCGGGUAUAGGUUAGCCGUGUGCAGAUCGAAGAAGCCUUCGUUGGAGACAAUCAAAGAGGAGCCGCCUGUACGCGGUCGUUCAAGAUGUUGA
Punica granatum (pomegranate) is the source of this 570-nucleotide messenger RNA. Lineage: Eukaryota; Viridiplantae; Streptophyta; Magnoliopsida; Myrtales; Lythraceae. The record is from RefSeq and is a predicted model, not a curated record.